Perognathus longimembris pacificus (Pacific pocket mouse) is the source of this 1928-nucleotide messenger RNA. RefSeq names its product VAMP associated protein B and C (gene Vapb). Gene Ontology annotation, molecular function: FFAT motif binding. The transcript is spliced from 6 exons. Gene Ontology annotation, cellular component: plasma membrane; endoplasmic reticulum membrane. The record is from RefSeq and is a predicted model, not a curated record. The coding region runs from base 100 to 828 and encodes 242 amino acids. NCBI's taxonomy places the organism in Eukaryota, Metazoa, Chordata, Mammalia, Rodentia, Heteromyidae. Gene Ontology annotation, biological process: endoplasmic reticulum membrane organization.
GCCGCCCCCUCCGGGUAGAAUUUAAAGGGGGCGCGGCCUCCCGCCCAGCCCAGGUGACCUCCCGGGGCCUCCCGCCAAGGUGCCCCGCCGCCGAGGAACAUGGCGAAGGUGGAGCAGGUCCUGAGCCUGGAGCCGCAGCACGAGCUCAAGUUCCGAGGUCCAUUCACUGAUGUUGUCACCACCAACUUAAAGCUUGGCAACCCAACAGACCGGAAUGUGUGUUUUAAAGUGAAGACCACCGCACCGCGUAGGUACUGUGUUCGGCCCAACAGCGGGAUCAUUGAUGCUGGGGCCUCGGUCAAUGUAUCUGUGAUGUUACAGCCUUUCGAUUAUGAUCCCAAUGAGAAAAGUAAACACAAGUUUAUGGUUCAGUCUAUGUUUGCUCCAACUGACACUUCUGAUAUGGAGGCAGUAUGGAAGGAGGCAAAACCAGAAGACCUUAUGGAUUCAAAACUUAGAUGUGUGUUUGAAUUGCCAGCAGAAAAUGAUAAACCACAUGAUGUAGAAAUAAAUAAAAUUAUAUCCACAAGUGCAUCAAAGGCCGAAGUGCCGUCAGUGUCCAAGUCUCUGACUUCGUCUCUGGACGACACGGAAGUCAGGAAGGUGAUGGAGGAGUGUAAGCGGCUGCAAGGCGAGGUCCAGAGGCUGCGGGAGGAGAACAAGCACUUCAAGGAGGAAGACGGGCUGCGGAUGAGGAAGACGGCUGCGCAGAGCCCCAUGUCGGCGCGGGCCGCCGCCGGGAAGGAGGAGGGCCUGAGCACCCGGCUACUGGCGCUGGUGGUGCUGUUCUUCAUCGUGGGCGUCAUCAUCGGGAAGAUCGCCUUGUAGAGGUCGCAUGCGGAGGAGGCAGAUGGGAUGGAUGGAGCUGCCGUAUCAUGGGAUUUAAAUUUAUCAUAACCAUGUGUAAAAAGAAGUUCAUGUAUGAUGACAUCUCACAGGUCUUGCCUUUAAAUUUCCCCUCCCCAUGCACACACACACACGCACACACCAGUAUCACAUAAGUUAACGAUCUCGUAGAGGGUUACCGUGUCUAGUCAGCGAUGGGGGACGGGCCGCGCUCUCCGUGCCGGGAAGCUGACGAGCGCCUGCGGCGCGGGCUGGGCCGCGCUCCGAGCCGGUCGGCCCGGGUUCCCGCCGCCGGGUGCCCUCUCGUGACGCGGGACGCUCUUCCUCGCGGCGGGCGCUGGCCCGUGGGCGCGGGAGGCACCGCGGCCCGGCUGCCCGCGCUGGCCCAGGGCGCGGUCCUGCGCCUGCACACCCGUCCGUGGGACCCACGCGGCGCCGCAGACGCCGACGAAAAGCCCGGUGUCCCGGCCGCCACAGAGGGCCCCCGCCCCGCGGCGCCGGAGCCGACACGCGAGAGGAAAGUCAGCGCUUUGUCCCGGGACAGGGACCGAGCGCGCGGGGCUGCCGGCUCGCGGGGAAGCGAGCUGGCCUCUGGGACGCAGGCCUCUGUCACUUACUGAACGUGUCUCAUCUCGUGUGUGCUUGCUGUCGCCAGUGCAGCUAGGUACCGAGCGCCAGCGGGCAGGGUCCCCGGCUGCAGGGUCCCCCCUCCGCCAGCAGCAGCCCUCGGGGGGGGGGGGGGAGAGCCCCAGGGGUGACGCUCCACUCCGGGUCACCCACUUGAAAUGGAGAAGAGCGGCCAUUCUUCCGGAAUGUUCUUCCACCGCCCUCAGCCACCACUCUGAUUUCCAGUGCAGGCCCGGAGCUGUCCUGACAGCCUGUGGCCCUGGCCGGCAGAGGGGGGGGAGGGCCCGGCGGAGUGGAGCGGGUGGGGGGGGGGGAGGCUCCUAGCUGAUCCAUCUACUGCUAAUGGAAGUCUGACUGUGAAUUAAUUUUAUGCCAUAAAAGACCAAUCCAAUUCUGUUUGACUAUGUAGCAUCUUAAAAGAAAAAAAUUAAAAUAAAGCCCCAAAAUUAAGAGUU